CAAGGCUACAGGUUAUAGCGCGUGUGCAUAUGACCAAACAGUUCUCGUCUUCUUUCUCACCGAACAAAUGACGGUACAGAUAGCGUUCAGCUUCAUGCAGCCCGAAUGAAGAGCCCUGUAUUGGUUAUAGCCUUUGUGCUUGUACUUGCUGGUGGUGCUAGAGGCGGUAAAGUUCUCGAACAAGCACUCAACAUCCUCAUUCGGUUUCAAAACAAGGCUGUGUUGAAUAUCAUCAAGGAUAGUAAAGCACAUGAAACCCACAGGCAACCCAUAAACAGCAAGCAAGAUAACGCCCCUGUGUACAUGGCAUUACAAGAUGACGUAACUAAGAGAGAACUCGACUUGAACAGCAAAGUCUUUAGAACAGCCAUAUAUUCAAUCCCUGUUGAUGAUUUCAUGACGCAAGCAAUGUUUGCAAUCCUCGGUGAAGGGGGCAUUCUUAACCAAGGCGGCUUUUACAUGGAUGGCGAGAUUCGCAAGGAUGGAAAAGCGGGGCUUACACUAGCGAAGAGCUUCAACAACCGUACGGAAUUUAUAGAUGAGCUUGAAAAGGCGCGGAACGCCCCCCUUCAGGAGACGCCCAUAUCUGUCGUCACCAACCUUCUCAUCGCCCCGGCCGACCUCAACGACAUGAUCGAGUGGCAGAGGGCCAAGAUCGCGCAAGGGGUCACCACGCAGGACGAUUUGUGUGCCCCUAAGCUCAUUAUCAUGUACUACUGCUGCACCAAAACCGCUGACCCUUAUCUGGGCCCGCUGUUUAGCACACUAAAAGCUGGUUGCGACUGAUGGGCACGAGGGAGAGCUUGGGUAUAAGAUAUUAGUAUGACGGUGGGAUCAUAGUUUUCGAGGUUUGUUUUCCUCGUGUGUUUUCGUUUUGAAAAUUGUCCUUUUUUUUGAGGGGAGAUGUAAAAGAUGUGGGUAAAUUUUUUCAAUUAGUUUUAACAUUCUACGCAAUAUUUGGAUUUGGGAUUUUUUUAUGUUUUAAAAUGUUUUGCUUUGUCCUGACUUCCGCCGACAUGGAGCUCCCCCUGAUGCAAUCAUGCCAGUACACAUUUGGUCGGAAUGUAAACAAUUUGAAAAAAAACUUAAUUAUCUUAGUUAGAGCAAUAAAGUAUUCCUUCAAUUUCA
Molecule: messenger RNA, 1128 nt
Organism: Nematostella vectensis (starlet sea anemone)
Lineage: Eukaryota; Metazoa; Cnidaria; Anthozoa; Actiniaria; Edwardsiidae
Exons: 4
Coding region: 106-786 (226 amino acids)
Source: RefSeq, a predicted model, not a curated record